UUUCCUGAUUCUCUUCAGACUUAGUUUCCUCAGUCGCUCGGCAGACACAUAAGGUGCAGCCUGCAGCGCAGUCAGUGUAGCGGAGCUGUGUUCCUGGAGCGGGAGCGAUGGGCGUCUUCCUGAUUUACUUCUUAUGUCUUCAUACGUGUUUUGUGCUCUCAGCCCCCGGAUCUGAAGAUGACUCCUCUGUCGAUCAUGUUUCUGAGGAAGAGUCUCAAGAGGAGGCAGACGACUCGGGGAGUGAUGAAUCCGACCUGGAUGACGAUGGAGGGGACUCCUCAGAACCUGGUGAAGAUCUUCCAAUAAGAUCCAAGGAUAGGAAACAUCAAUCUGCCCCCGGAUCUGAAGACCACUCCUCUGUUGAUCAUGUUUCUGAUUGGCGGUCCCAAGAGGAGGCAGACGACUCGGGGAGCGAUGAAUCCGACCUGGAUGACGAUGGAGAGGACUUCUCAGAACCUGGUGAAGAAUUUCCAAUAGGAUCCUACGAUUGGCUGGUCUUAGGAUAAAUCACAUUUCCUGCCUCCUGUAACGGCUGCUAGAAGAUUGCGUCUCGCUCUCCAGGAACUAACACUGAUCUGAAUAAACACCGUGUGAUGCUUCAUUUACCCUGCGGGGGCGCUGCAGAGAAAGCCAAACCCCACAGAUUACAGCUGAUUGCUGAGGGUUGUACAGAAAUCAAUUUGAGCAAGAAAAUAAAAUAAAAAAACUUUUCUCAUCA
Bufo gargarizans (Asiatic toad) is the source of this 718-nucleotide messenger RNA. RefSeq names its product transcription initiation factor TFIID subunit 11-like. The transcript is spliced from 4 exons. Lineage: Eukaryota; Metazoa; Chordata; Amphibia; Anura; Bufonidae. The record is from RefSeq and is a predicted model, not a curated record. The coding region runs from base 108 to 506 and encodes 132 amino acids.